This is a messenger RNA of Morus notabilis, 2025 nucleotides long. Its product is annotated as phosphomethylethanolamine N-methyltransferase. The record is from RefSeq and is a predicted model, not a curated record. Gene Ontology annotation, biological process: phosphatidylcholine biosynthetic process. Gene Ontology annotation, molecular function: phosphoethanolamine N-methyltransferase activity. Bases 70 to 1560 code for a protein of 496 amino acids. NCBI's taxonomy places the organism in Eukaryota, Viridiplantae, Streptophyta, Magnoliopsida, Rosales, Moraceae. The transcript has 12 exons.
UCGCCAAACAAACACCCGAAAAUUCCAUUUCGAUCUCCGUUUUUUCUGUUUUCUCUGUUGUCGACUACAAUGGCUGACGCUGCUACUGUGAAUGCUAAUGGGCAAGAGCGUGAGAAGCAGAAGAUCUACUGGAUGCAGCACUCCGCGGAUCUGACGGUGGAGGCCAUGAUGCUCGAUUCCAAAGCCUCCGAUCUCGACAAAGAAGAGCGGCCUGAGGUACUAUCAUUGCUCCCACCAUAUGAAGGUAAAUCAGUUUUAGAACUGGGAGCGGGAAUCGGUCGCUUUACUUCCGAAUUAGCUCAAAAGGCUGGCCAGCUUGUUGCUAUGGACUUCAUAGAGAGUGUCAUUAAGAAGAAUGAAAGCAUUAAUGGGCACUACAAGAAUGUCAAGUUUAUGUGUGCUGAUGUUACAUCCCCUGAUCUGAACAUAUCUGAAGACUCGGUGGACUUGAUAUUCUCCAAUUGGCUUCUCAUGUAUUUGUCUGAUAAGGAGGUAGAAAAUUUGGCAGAAAGAAUGGUCAAAUGGUUGAAGGUCGGAGGAUAUAUAUUUUUCAGAGAAUCUUGUUUCCACCAAUCUGGAGACUCGAAGCGAAAAUACAACCCAACCCAUUAUCGGGAACCUAGAUUCUAUACCAGGGUUUUUAAGGAAUGCCAGGCACGGGAUGGAUCUGGCAAUUCCUUUGAAUUGUCUCUUGUUGGCAGCAAAUGUAUUGGAGCUUAUGUGCGAAAUAAAAAGAAUCAAAAUCAGAUUUGCUGGCUUUGGCAGAAAGUCAGUUCACAGGAUGAUAGAGGGUUUCAGCAGUUCUUAGAUACUGUUCAGUAUAAAUGUAAUGGCAUAUUACGCUAUGAGCGUGUUUUUGGAUCAGGUUUUGUCAGCACUGGAGGAAUUGAAACAACUAAGGAAUUUGUGGCCAAGUUAGACCUUGAGCCUAGUCAGAGAGUUCUAGAUGUUGGCUGUGGCAUUGGAGGAGGAGACUUUUAUAUGGCUGAGAAUUUUGAUGUUGAGGUUGUGGGCAUUGACCUCUCCAUAAAUAUGAUUUCUCUUGCUCUUGAACGUGCAAUUGGGCUGAAGUGCUCUGUUGAAUUUGAAGUUGCUGAUUGCACUAAAAAGACAUAUCCAGAGAACUCAUUUGACGUGAUAUACAGCCGGGACACUAUAUUACACAUUGAUGACAAGCCUGCGCUAUUCAGGUCAUUCUAUAAGUGGUUGAAGCCAGGAGGAAAGGUUCUCAUCAGUGAUUAUUGUCAGAGUGCUGGAACUCCAUCACCGGAAUUCGCUAAGUAUAUUAAGCAGAGGGGAUAUGAUCUCCAUGAUGUAGAAGCGUAUGGCCAAAUGCUUAGGGAUGCUGGUUUUGAAGAAGUCAUUGCUGAGGAUCGCACUGGACAGUUCAUAGAAGUUCUGCAGCGGGAAUUAAGUGUUAUUGAGAAAGAAAAGAAUGAAUUCAUCAGUGAUUUCUCUGAGGAGGACUAUUAUGAUAUCGUUGGUGGAUGGAAGGCAAAGCUAAUCAGGACUACAUCUGGUGAGCAGAGGUGGGGCCUGUUUAUUGCCAAGAAAAAAUGAACUCCGAGACUUAUCACCUGCUAUUCUAGUACUUCGAAUAUCUUUUGAACUAUCUUUCCGUUCUGUUUCUUUCUGUUCUAGCCGAUGAGAUGUUCCUGUUUCCUGUUUUAUUAUGAAGGCCUUAUAUGUAUUAGUAAUAAUGGCGAGAACUGAUACGCUUCUAUAAUUUCCUUAAUGGAAUGUUUUACCUUAUGCUUCGUAGUGGCUGCACGUUUAUCUGUAUGUCGGAUGGCUAAGCAGUUGCAUAGCAAGGUUUAUUCGUGAACAGAAUUACGUGCUCAAACCGGUUGUCUUUUGACAUUACCGAAAGUGAAGGUCAUAUCUUUCAAUUGAAUUAGGUUGUUGAAUUGAUUAUACGAAUUUCUCAUGUUAGAUAAAAUACUCCCUCAUGUCAAAUUUCUGCUACAAGGCUUAUGGCAUGUUGAUGAUGGUAUAUUCUAAGUGGACGUUUAGUUCAUGGAUUCA